AUGCCCCUGAGGGUGAAACUCCAGGAAGCCCUGGGCCCUCUGAGGCAGGAGCUGGAGGAGGCCCUGGUGCUGGUGUCUGAAGAGGAAAAGAAAAUCAGGGAGUGGCAGGUGGGUAAUGGAAUCACACGUGAAUUUAAGAAACUGCACCAGGUUCUGAGUGAGGAAGAGCAGCUGCUCCUGUGGAGACUGGCGGCGGACGAGAGGGAGACACUGCAGAGACUACAGGACAAUAUAACAAAGCUCUCAGAGCAGAGCACCACUCUGAUCAAUCUCAUCACAGAGCUACAGGAGAAGUGUCUGCAACCAGCCGCUGAGCUGCUGCAGGAUGUGAAAAGCACAUUGAUCAGGAGUGAGCAUGUGAAACUCCAGCCACCAGAAGCCGUUUCUCCUGCCCUGAAGAACGGGUAUAAAAUCUGCCUUGACAUGAGGGAAAUGCUGAAGAGAUUCACCUGUGAUGUGACUCUGGAUCCAGACACGGCUCAUCCCAACCUUGUUCUGUCUCAGGAUAGGAAACGUGUGAGACACAAAACCAAACGACAAAAUCUGCCCAAUAAUCCUGAGAGAUUUGAUCCCUGUGUCUUUGUCCUGGGCGCUGAGGGAUUCACGGGCGGGAGGCAUUACUGGGAGGUGGAGGUAGGAGACAAGACUAGAUGGAAACUGGGGGUUUGUAAGGAGUCUGUGAGCAGGAAGAGUCCAGAUCACCUGUCGCCUAAAAAUGGAUACUGGACUGUGUGUCUGAGGGAUGGGGAAUAUGAGGCCCUCACCUUCCCUGUAACCACCCUCCCCAUGGGCAUCAGGCCCAGCCAGAUGGGGGUUUUCCUGGACUAUGGGGCGGGAGAGGUCUUUUACAAUGUGACUGACAGGUCCCAUCUCUUCACUUUCACUGACACCUUCUUCGGGACAGUCCGCCCUUUCUUCAGUCCCUAUGCCAAUGCUGGGGGUAAAAACGCAGCUCCCCUGAGAAUCUGCCCAGUCCCAGCUCAGGCUGGAUGGGAUCUUUGUCCCUGA
This is a messenger RNA of Chrysemys picta bellii (western painted turtle), 1008 nucleotides long. The record is from RefSeq and is a predicted model, not a curated record. NCBI's taxonomy places the organism in Eukaryota, Metazoa, Chordata, Testudines, Emydidae.